Messenger RNA from Paramecium octaurelia, 993 nucleotides. The record is from the annotation of a GenBank genome assembly. NCBI's taxonomy places the organism in Eukaryota, Ciliophora, Oligohymenophorea, Peniculida, Parameciidae.
AUGUAUUAAUCAUUCUCUAUCCUUUAUUAAGUAUUGGAAACCAGCUCAGGAACAGUGUUUAAAGUAGAAGAGAAAUUCUAAAAUAUUUCAAAAAUAUAUUAUGCUUUUUAAUUUAUUGAGUAACAGAUUAUGAGUGAAUCUUUAAGAGAUAAUAUAUAAAAANAACUUAGGUCCAAUAAGAAAAUGAAACCGGAUAAGUAGUUAUUGAUUAAGGAAAGCACUAGACAAUCUAAUUAGACAAAGGCUAGGUAACUUAAUUUUUUAAUUUAGAUUAUUCAAACUUAAGACAUAAUCGAAUUCGACAAUGUACCAAUCAUUUCUCCAAAUGGAGAUACUCUAAUUAAGGGUAUGUGUUUUAAAAUCACACCCGGAAUGAAUGUUAUCAUUAGUGGACCUAAUGGUUGUGGAAAAUCAUCUCUUUUCAGAAUUUUGGGAGCAUUAUGGCCAGUCUAAGGUGGUACCUUGUAUAGACCUGCAAUUGAUAAGUUAUUUUACAUUCCUUAAAGACCAUAUUUACCCCCAGGAACUCUCAGAGAUUAAAUCAUUUACCCUCAUACGAAAUUGUAGAUGUUAAGAAGAAAGAUUAAUGACUAAGAUCUGAUAAAAUUAUUAGAAGAUGUUUAGUUAGAAUAUUUAGUCUAUAGAGAGAGAGGUUUGGAUGCAGCAAAUGAUUGGAAUGAUGUCUUAAGUGGAGGAGAAAAACAGCGUAUUGCAAUGGCUAGAUUAUUCUAUCAUAAACCAUAAUAUGCUAUUUUAGGUAUCAUUACUAAUAUAAUUCGAUAGAUGAAUGCACAUCUUCUGUUAGCAUGGACAUUGAAGCAAUUAUGUACAAUAAAGCUAAAGCUUUAAAUAUAACCUUGUUUACAGUAUCACACAGGCAAUCAUUAUUUAAAUUUCAUGAAUAUAUUCUUAAAUUUGAUGGGGAGGGAAGAUAUUGGUUCAAUAAAUAAAAUAUUUGAGAAUAUUUAUAAAAUUAGAAAAGUAGUAAAAUGU